This is a messenger RNA of Bactrocera dorsalis (oriental fruit fly), 2010 nucleotides long. RefSeq names its product estradiol 17-beta-dehydrogenase 2. NCBI's taxonomy places the organism in Eukaryota, Metazoa, Arthropoda, Insecta, Diptera, Tephritidae. The record is from RefSeq and is a predicted model, not a curated record. The coding region runs from base 496 to 1464 and encodes 322 amino acids. The transcript is spliced from 4 exons.
GCUCUACAGUCUUUGUAACGACAAGCGCUCGAACAGUCUUCGAUUUGCACGCGUCUAACAAACAACGUUCGUCUUUAGUGCGUUUCUACUACGAAUUUCUUGAAAUAUAUGCAGCGUCGCGCGUUUACGCAGCUCGUCCGCUAUACGCAAGUCUACACAAUCCGGUAUACCGUUGGCACUUUGCAUUGCCCGCCCCUUUAAAUUCGAGUUUGCUGCUGCUGCAGUCAAAUGUAAAUAAAACUUGAAUUGUACGGUUGUGCUGCCCGCGCAUAUAAAAUAAAAGCAAAGAAAAACCUUUGAAAGGGUAGAAAAUACAAAAAAAUAAAACGACAACAACAACAACAAAGUGGAAGUUGAAGUGGUUUAAGUGGUCAGUUGGUUGGCGAUUUCGCGUUUCGAAACACCUUUGCGUCAAAGCUUUGCAUUUGGAUUUGGAUACGUCGACAUACAAGUAUUUACAACAACAGCAAAAGGUUAUAGAAAAGCAAUGACAUAAUGGAACCGAUGACCGCAUUGGUUUUGGCCUUCCAACUGUUGGCACUAUUCUCCAUCGCCGGCGCGCUGCUCAUCUAUCUGAUAUGCAAGGUACGCGACGACACUGCCGAGGUGGCCGAGUCCCAACCGGGCACAGUGCUCGUGACCAGCGCUGACACCGCGCUCGGCCUACAGCUUUGCACGCAUCUGGCCAACAAGGGCUGUCGCGUAUUCGCCGGCAUGCGCGAUGCGCAAGACUCAUUGCCCGCCAAACUGCUCAAUGGUUGGCUGAAGAUGCGCGAGUAUAACGAGGAGCCAGUGCGCGGCGCCAUCAUACCCAUGCAGCUGGAUGUGACGCGCGAAGAUGUGCUGCGCGAAACCACCAGCGCGAUGGGCGCGCACAUGAACGCGGGCGAGCGCGGCAUAGCGGCGGUGAUCAAUACGAGCGGCAGCCUCUUUCGCGGACGCGUCGAAGUGCAGGAGGCGCAACAAUGGGAGCAUAUGCUGAAAACGAAUAUAUUGGGCUCGUUGCGCGUGGCCAAAGCGUUUGUGGGCUUCUUGCGCCCGACUAGGGGGCGACUCAUCUAUUUGGGCGCCGGCGCCGGUCAGGGUAGCAGUGACGGUUUGGUGGCAUUCAAUGCAUCGCGCGCCGCUGUGGAGAAGUGUGUGGACGAGCUGCGCAAAGAGUUGCAACCGUAUGGUGUGAGAGUGGUAGCGCUGGACACAACCGGCUUAACAGCAGAGGCGCUGUACAAGGCGCCGGUGCCGCACACCGACACGGAGAGUGAGGGCGCGCCGACACAGUAUACAGCGGAUGUGCUGAGCGCGAAUGCCUUGCAGGUGAUUGAGCGCGCCUUGUGGGAUGUGGUGCCGCUGGAACGCUACCAACUGGUGCAAAAUAGUAAAUUGAAUUUCAUGUUGCCAUGUCGUUCAUCCUUGCGUAUGACGAAAUUGGGUGCAGGUGCCAGCCGCGGCGUGCAGCGGGUUUGAGGGACGAGGCACAAAAUAAACAACGGUUGUUACGUGAGCUGAAAGCACAAUGCGGGAAGCAUGAAGGAAAGAUAUGCCAGCGCGUAUUGGAUAACAAUAUUUGGGGACACUCCAAACAUUUGUUUUGAACAAAUAUACAAUUUUAUAUAAUUUUUCGAUUUAAGAAAAUGCAAAGUUUACAUGGAAACUGCGGUAAAAUUUUUUUCAACAAAAAAUAUUGCACAAAAUUUUACACUUUUUUUCAGAGUUGAAUGAAAAACCAAUUAACAGCUAGUUAUUCUCAAAUUAGUAAGAAUAAUUUGAGGUUAUGUUGGUUGUACGUGAGAAAUUUACAAAACGAUGUACGCUAGGUCUACCAUAGCACUUCCCAUGUAAACUGUCGUUUUAUAUUUUUAUUAAUAUAUAAUAUACAUAUAUAUAGUUAUACAUACGUAUGUAAAGUGCAACUUUGCUUUGUAAAUAAUGAAACUUAUAAUUAUAUAUUUUGCUGCAUAUUUUAUUUUAUUAUUAUUUGUUACUAAAAAAUAAAAUCGGCUGCCAAAAUUA